Messenger RNA from Syngnathus typhle (broad-nosed pipefish), 2317 nucleotides. It is a transcript of the gene srfbp1, whose product is annotated as serum response factor binding protein 1. The record is from RefSeq and is a predicted model, not a curated record. Bases 113 to 2182 code for a protein of 689 amino acids. The transcript has 3 exons. Gene Ontology annotation, biological process: maturation of SSU-rRNA. Lineage: Eukaryota; Metazoa; Chordata; Actinopteri; Syngnathiformes; Syngnathidae. Gene Ontology annotation, cellular component: nucleus; 90S preribosome.
UGACGACAUCAGAGGCGUGGCCACGUCAAACAUGGCCGCCCCCGUUGCGUGUGUCGCUUUCGCCUCACGUUGAGUGUAUUAUUGCCUGUUAAUUACGAUCGACUCGGAGAAAAUGGCAUCAUAUACUGAGGAUAAGGAAAAGGAAGAUGUGGAAAAAGAGUCAGACAAUGGAGAUGGAGACAACAAAGAGGAGGAGAGCGUGACAAUGGAAGCAGAAGGAGAAACAGAAGAUGCCCGAGAAGAGGAUGAAGAUGGACGCGAUUCAGAAAAAGAAGACUGCAGUGAAGAAGAAGAAGAUGAGUCAGAACAACCCGAAGUCGAAACGGAGAAAAUGCCAGCCCAAGUAAAAACGCAGCCGGUUGUCCUGAACUUGAACAAUGAGGUGGUGUUAAUGAGAAAAGAGGUGAAGCGAGUGAGGGCACUGCUCAGCAGGAAGAUCAUUCGACAAAUUGCUCAGCUGAAGAAAAAGAAGGGGACUGAAGUGGCUGUUGAGAAGAAUCAGAAGAAAGCCGCCAGAUUACUGGAGGAGCUCCACGCAAUGAAAUCUCUCCGACCGGACCUUGUCACCAAGAUCGCCUUGCAGAAGGAUCUCAACUUCAAUGAAGUGUGCAAGAACCCAAAGUCCACCAUGUCCGACAGAGCCGUAGCUCGCAUCGCCUGCCACCCGCAGUUCAAGAAAAAGAUCGAGGACAUUCGGGCGGCCGUGAAGGCGUUCAGCGAGCAGAGGAAAAAGAAGCAGGUGCAACAGAAGGAGAAAAAUGAGCAAGUAACGCUAGCUGUGGAAUCUCCCGUAACGGUAGCUGUGCAAUCACCUAAGCCUAAAAAGGUCAACAAGUGGAAGACAGUGAUGCGAGAAAAACGUUCCAAAAAAGUGAAGAAAAUCACUAAAGGUGACGACAAAGACACCAAAGAUAAAACUACUUCUGAACCUGAUGGGGAAAAAAUGGAAUCCACUCAAGAUGCUCCUGCUGUUGAGAAGAAACUAAUAGUGGAGCCUAAAAUUGUCCAACCAGCAUCGGUCAAAAAGAGUGAGCCAAAAGAACGAGUAACGAAGAGACCGCCAGCUCAGGCUCAGGAGAAGAAACCCGAGAAAAUCACUCAAGAUGAUGAACAAGACACACAAGAUAAAACAACUUCUUCUGAAACUGAUGAGGAAAACACGGAAUCCACUCUAGAUGCUCCUGCUGUAGAAAAGGAACUAAUAGCGGAUUCUAAAAUUGUCCAACCGGCAUCGGUCAAGAAGAGCGAGCCAAAAGAACAGGUAAACAAGAAACAGGCUCAGGAGAAGAAACCAGAGGAAAUCACUAAAGAUGACGACAAAGACACAAAAGAUAAAACUACUUAUGAACCUGAUGGGGACAAAAUGGAAUCGACUCAAGAUUCAGCUACCGUUGUUGAAAAGAAAUUAACAGCGGAGCCUAAAAUUGUCCAACCAGCAUCGGUCAAAAAGAGCCAGCCAAAAGAGCAGGUCAAGAAGAAACCGCCAGCUCAGACUCAGGAGAAGAAACCCGAGGUGGUGUCCAAGCCGACGAAACAAGAAGAAAGCGAAUCCGAUCUCUCUGACGACGAGGGCAAACCGUACUUUGAUGACAGUACCGAGGAACGAUUCCGCAAGCAGUCGUCCCAGGAGGAGAGCGACAAUGACUUUUUUGUUGGCAAAGUGAGCAAAUUUAAGAAAAAGAAAAGCAAAAACACAGACGGCGACAAGACUGAAGAGGAUUUCGGCGGAAAAUCAAAGACGACCGACAAGCUUGAGUGUGAACUCGGCGAGCUUGAGUCGCGCUUAAAAUCGAAAGCGCCCAAAUUUCAGACUGUCUUCUGCUCUUUGUCUGAAACGAGACACGGUCGGGGCGGAAGGGGGAAGCCGUUUAGGGGUCAAGGGAGACCGACGGGCAUGGGCCGUGCCGAUUUUGAUAAAAACAAAAGGUUCCAUAAAGAAGACGGAGACCAAACCAGGAACCCAAAGUUCAACAGACGUUUUGAUUCAGAGAGACCAAACUUUCGAGGGCGUGGCCGAGGCAAUGCUGCGAGGCAGCAGGACUGGCGUGGCCCGGGCGCCGUUGCCCAACAGGAACCACAACAGGCCCUGCAUCCAUCAUGGGAGGCCAGUAAGAAGAGAAAAGAGCAACAAGGACAAAUUAUGGCUUUCCAAGGGAAGAAGAUCAAGUUUGAUGAUGACUGAGCCAUAUAUUGCAAUCAAGUGUGUGUGUUUUUUUUUGCGCCUUUUUGGGUGUCUUCUUUCAGAUCAUUUAUGGUGAAAAUGUUGAAAAUUGCUUAUAUUAACAGGUCAUGUUAAUAAAAUACCUUUUUAAAUGUU